Messenger RNA from Verruconis gallopava, 3064 nucleotides. RefSeq lists its product as hypothetical. NCBI's taxonomy places the organism in Eukaryota, Fungi, Ascomycota, Dothideomycetes, Venturiales, Sympoventuriaceae. The record is from RefSeq and is a predicted model, not a curated record. The coding region runs from base 804 to 2711 and encodes 635 amino acids. The transcript has 4 exons.
CGGUCAAACGUCGACAUCGUCAUUCUUGUACGCCUGUCCCGGCCUCAGGAGCUUGGAAAGACUUGUCUAAUUCGCGUACUCGGGCAGAUCGCUGUGAAUCCAGUCUCCCAGGUCCACACGUAACAUGUAGGCCGUCAUUGGACAAAGGCUCCGCUUUGGUUGAAGUUUGGCGCCGCCUUCGUGAGGCUCGCCUCACUUUUCCAAAACAUUCUCAGGUAGUCCUGGACCUCUCGUGGACGCGCUCUGUACGGAAAUAAUCUUCAAACGGCUGGACUUCAUCCGGCUUCUAUAUCUGUUGUCUUGGGUUCUUGCAUUCUACCUUGAUCGAGCACAAUGAGCACCACUCUACACGACUGCGUCUGCCCUACUUCGCUCUGAGCUUGUUCCGAUCUUUGUGGUGUAUUCGUUGCUGUUCACUGCCAUGCCAGCUUCUCAAAGCUCCGCAGACUCGCCUCCUCUGGUCCUCGACGAGUGGUCAGAAGGCAAUGUGCGAUCGACUCCCUUACCGCCGCUUUCAAAGGAAGGUAGUCCGACAUACCGCUGGUGGAUCCCGGCAGAGGGUAUUCGAAGAGACGUGAUCCAAGCCGACAUUCAGCACUAUCUUGGCCCAAACGCUGUCGUCAAGCCUGGAAUGGGGAAGGAUGAAAACGACGUCCGCCUCCGAUCACUCUCCCGCUUCCGGUCAGGUGCUCAUACUCUCACAGGGACUUUCUGGAUACUGGAUCGCCGCGGACAGCAGCCCAACUCCUGUAGGCACUCGGCGGCACAUCGACAUGAGCACAUCCUGAUCAGCUGAGUAGGAAAUGAUUCGAAACUUGAAAGAGGACUCUGCCAACUUUGAGCUCCUGGGUAGUCAAGCCGGCCCCUAUCAAGACUCUGCUGUUCAUCGCACGAGGAGGCACUGGGAGACCUUUUCUCACCCGGCUUGUUACUCGCCGCGCUUGCAUAGAUCAAGGUCAUAUCAGGAUACGACUAACUACUCAUGCGACUCUGCACCGGUCAAAUUUGAUUCUCUGCAGAAUUCCGAAGCCGAACGUCUAGUUUUCCGUGAUGUCCCAGCAAGAUACGGUCGCACACACGGCUCCCGUCACGCUGAGCUGGAAACAUCCCGCCCAUAUAUUGAUUCUGCUGCGUCACUCUCCGCGCCCGCGUGGCGACACCAGGCAGACAGUCCGGAUCCAGAACUAGGCGCCUACUCGCGUCGCAACAGCCUCUAUUCCUCGCUAAAGUCAAGGUCGCAGAUCACACGCACACUACGCGGCGAGCAACAUCAACGUCGCGCUUUCGGCUCCACUGCCUUUGUGCCGCGUGCAGUUUCACCUCUGCAUUCCAUGCGUUUCCUUUCAACAAGGGACAUCGAUGUAGACCGUUCGACGCAAAACGAGAGCGCAUAUCCCACGUCUCCCCAGAUGGACGUCAUAGACUGUGUGCCUUUCACAGGCAAUGCUCGACACUCGGCCCCGUCUGGUCGAUCUGUCAAACAGCAGAGAGGUUACACAGACAUUGAUGCCCGUAACGGAGAUCGUUCACCAUCGGUUGUUGUACAUAGUGACUACGAUCAGCGGGCCUAUUCCGAACCAUCCUCUCCCGAUAUCGAAUUGAUCUCACGUAACUCAUCCGAUGGAGAGUGGGAAAUUGUGGAAGACCCGACAUUCUUGAGGGUCGAGUCAGUGGACGAGGGCAACGCUAGAAACGAUACCCGCGAAACUAGCGGAAAGCCCUCAUUAUCGCCAGCACCGGCAAGUCCUCCGUCCCGCCUCUGCAACCUUAUCCAAGAACUGGACGUACAUGAUUCAUCUUUUCACGAGAGCAGGUCCGGGUGGAAGUUUAAGUCGGAAACUAAGUUGACAAAAAACAUGCAAGACGACUUCGCAUCUCUGGCGAUCGCGAAAGCUCACACAAAGAUUGAUAAAAUCUUCACCCAAAUGAAAGAAUCUCGAGGGCCGUAUUGUUUCUCUGAAAGCACUCACGUCACACAGGAUGGCUCAGCCGGAAGCCAUCGUCGUCGCAAACGCUUCCACGACAAUGCAGGAUAUGAAAAUGCGUACGAAGAUGCCGGCGCUGAUAACACAUCCGACACUCAUCAUUAUCAAAAACGCUUUUGCGUGCUCCCAUCACGGGACAGUGGAGCCACUCGUCAUUUGGCUUGCCCUUAUGACAAACACGACACGGAAACGUGCAGCUACUGUCGUGAAUGCUUGGGAUCUCGCUGUCGGACAACGUACAUGGUCAGACAACACUUGCAGGAUGAGCAUUCUUCCACCUACCAGUGCUGCAACUGUUUCCGCGUUUUCGGAGACGACUAUGAGCUUGUAGAUCACGAGAGCGGUGCGCCUUGCUCCCAAGUAUUUUCGAUUAGCUCUCUUGGAAUCUUUGGAGAAGAACAGCAGUCUGUGCUUGCCAAAGACAAAUACUACGAACGUGCAGAGCUUGACCGAUGGAGGGAAAUGCAUCGGCUUUUGUUCCCCGGUGAGCCUUUACCGCCUUACUGCGGCUCGCAGGACGGCAUCGAAGUCGCCAGUCUCGAGCGCUUCCGUAGCUUGCUGACCAGAGCGUUGCCUGCUUACUUCAGGGCAGCCAUGAGCCGAGAGAUCGCAGCUACGCCAUCAGACUUGACGCUAAAUGCGGAACUAGACGCUAAAAUUGUCGAUGCUGUGCGCACAAGUAUUGACGAGGCGUACGAGAUUUUCGCUUCAGCGGAAAGCACCUAAGCAAAAGUUGACUUGAGAUUUUGGUUCGUUCCAUCAUCACGUAUGCGUAGCCUAUUUUUCCACUGAAUUAUUAACUAUGCAUCACUAUCAAAUUAUGAUUAUACGUUCUUAAUAAAAACUGAUCAUCUUGGCCGCGACAAAUCACUGUACACCGAGCAUAGUGCUGAGUGAGCGACGGAAGCCACACUGGUUGUUUGGCAUCAGGCUCGAACGCACUCGGUUGCGGUGAUGCUGAGCGGGCAAGGUGCGCGAAACAUACGUUUUUUGGCGAAAGAUGUCAAUGCUAUGACAACGGUCUGUUACGUACUUCGAUAGUAAAUUCGCAUUCGAAAAAGUAGUCCUCAUCACGAACA